GCACCUUCCUUUACCAUGUUUUGUAACACCGGGAAGGAGGUAACCUCACUGCGUAGAUAGCAAUUCUUCAACGGGUGUCCUGUGCUAACCGUUUUUCGGCGUUCGGGCCCAUCAGUAUCCCCUUGACGGCGAUGGCGCCGGAGAGUGGCGGUGAGAAAAAGCUAGGCGACCGGCGAGGAUCCGUGUGGUUUCAGCCCCGGGACCCGGUGGAGGUCCGCAGCGACGACGGCUUCUUCGGCGCCUGGUACGAGGCCACUGCGGCCUCCAGCCUCCCCCAGCACCGCGUCGAGAUUGUCUACUCCACCAUCGUCGACAACGACGACCCCUCCCUUCCUCUCCGCGAGAUCGUCCUCGUCUCCCAACUCCGUCCCCGAUCACCGCCGCCGCCCCUUCCAGCUGCCAGCACGGCCUCCACGAUCUCGUCGAGGCCUUCCACCAAGACGGUUGGUGGGCCGGUGUCAUCUCCGCCAUCCUCCAUACCACCGGCCGAUACAUCGUCGCCUUCCCUACGAGCCGGGAGGAGCUGGAGUUCGACGCGUCCGAUAUCCGAUCCCACUUGGAGUGGUCCGAUCGCCAUUGGGUCCCCUUCGGCGAUGUGAGAGUUGAAGAGGUGGAGUUCGCUGCCCGAGCUCGGCAUGGUUUUCCGCUAGUGUCACGCAAGUGUUCAGCAUCAGUACCUAUUUGAUAGAGUACGAGAGUCUGACCUCGGCGACAACCGGCGAGCUUCUGACUGAGUUUGUCGACGUUCAGUACAUGAGGCCGUGCCAGCUAAAUGCAAUAUCGGGGAAGGAUUUUGCCCCUCGUGAUGAGGUAGAAGUGCCUCUCCAUGGUGGGUGGUGCCGGGAGAGAUUUCAGAGGUUCUCAAGGAAUCUCGCUGUAUUGUCAAAGUCAGGGAGAGUAGGUCGGAGAUGGUGUUUGAUCUUCAUCAACUUAGGCAUUCUCAAUGUUGGGAUGACCAGCGGUGGGUUUUCACGUUUCAGGUAAUAGUUCUACCUUUAAACUUGCCAUAGAUAUAGGAUUUGGAAUAACGUUGUGAUGAGGUUCACUACUUACAUCACGACAAAUAUUUUGUUUCAUUCAGUUCUUGUUCAGUACUUGCAUAAAGUGCCAUAUAAAGAUGUCAUCGUGCCAUUUUCGUGUGGAAAUGCUGGCUUGGUGCUAUAUAGUUAAUCAGUUUCUAGUUGUUAAUCCUUGUGCUUGUAUUGAAUGACAGAGUCAUGGCCAUUAGUCUUAGGCGAGUGAUUAGUUAGCAUUUUUGAAAUGUGAAAUACCAUUUGAUUUAUUGGCUCCUAAUGGAUUUUCUUUAACUUUCGCUGUUUGGAGUUCAACAAAUUUCAACCCCAUAGAAAAAUGUUGCCUUGUUACAUGUUUCAGCAAAAGACUAGAAAAUCACAAGGCAGUUCUGUUUCUGGUAACUGAAAUCCACAAAGUCAAAAAAGAUGCAGUCUUCUUAGUUCAUCAGCCACUUCUAAAGGUGAAGGUGAGGCCUCUUCUGAACCUGGGGGGUUGAAGGAAAACAAAUGUACUUUCUGGACCUUCACAAAAGUUAAAGAAAGACAAGUCAUCAUGUGAGGCCACAAUGCGAAUUAAUCCCUUUAAGGCCUUUCAACUCCACAGUCUGACAUCGGCAUUUGUUCUUCGGUGCAAGAGACUAGAAAAUCACAAGGCAGUUCUGUUUCUGUUAAACAAAGUCAGGCCAGAAAAGAUGCAAUCUUCUUAGUUCACUGCCCCAUUCUAAAUGUGACCGUGAAGUUACAUCUGAACUUGGGGACUCAAGUUGAAUCUGAAGCACAAGAAAGCAAAUUUACAGUCUGGGCCUUCACAAGGCUCCAAAAAGAUCAAGAAAGCCAAGUUACAAAACAAUCAUAUGAUGCCACAACAUCAAUUAAUACCUCAAGGCCCUUCAACUCCAAUGUUUGUGAUAGAUAUUUGUUCUUCAGUGCCACCGGUGGAUCCUAGCUCCUCUACUAUAAGCCCAUCUUCUAGGGGAACUAUUGCUGAACCUGAUGCGUCUACAAGGGAUGUACCUGGAUUAUCUAUUGAGGAAGGUCUUGCAAAUGCCAACAACCAUCAGCUAGAUGUAUUCAAGUUGAUGGCACACCUAUGGGUUAUGAAGCUAGUGACCAUCCCCGUCUUCUAGAAUGGACGAACUACAAUUUGGAUUAUGCUUUGACUACAAAAGUUAAGAAGAAAAGAACUAAGGUGGUCGCUAAAUCUCAAAAACUGCAAAAGAAUUUCAGUAAUGAUGUAAGGGACUUUUUUCUUAUAGAACUAAUCAAGUAUAUGCAUAAAUCAGUAUACAGGAAUAUGUUUGUUUUCUUUUCCUUGUCCUUGUUACUAGGGUGUGCUACAGCAAUUACAAGAUGGCGGCAGCAAAAUGUUAAGAGAAGAACAGAUGAA
Molecule: messenger RNA, 2400 nt
Organism: Zingiber officinale
Lineage: Eukaryota; Viridiplantae; Streptophyta; Magnoliopsida; Zingiberales; Zingiberaceae
Product: protein AGENET DOMAIN (AGD)-CONTAINING P1-like
Exons: 3
Coding region: 132-599 (155 amino acids)
Source: RefSeq, a predicted model, not a curated record